AUGGUGCCGUGGGUGGAGCAGCAUCGCCCGUCCUCUAUCGCGCAGGUCGCCCACCAGCGCCAUGUCGUCGCCACACUCUCGUCGGCUGUCGAGAGCGGCAAUCUCCCUCAUUUGCUCUUCUACGGACCCCCUGGAACAGGGAAGACAUCGACCAUCCUCGCUCUCGCCAAGGACCUGUAUGGGCCAGAGUUGUACAAGUCGAGGGUUCUGGAGCUGAAUGCGUCCGAUGAACGAGGGAUUGAUGUUGUAAGAAACAAGAUAAAGCACUUCGCGUCGCUCGCCGUCUCUUCCUCCAAAAGCUCUUCGUAUCCUUGUCCUCCCUUCAAGCUUGUUAUUCUGGACGAGGCUGACUGUAUGACGACUGAUGCACAAAGUGCCUUACGAAGGACCAUGGAAACCUGCACCCGUGUCACGCGCUUCUGUAUCAUAUGCAAUUAUGUCAGCAGGAUCAUCUCACCCAUCGCCUCACGUUGUGCGAAGUUUCGGUUUCAGCCUGUCUCCACCGAGGUGAUGCUCGAGAGGCUCAACAUGAUAGCCGACAAGGAAGGGUUUCAGCUUCCUUCAGACGUGACGGAUGCUCUGGUCAACAUCUCGGGGGGAGACCUUCGUCGGGCGAUCACCAUGAUGCAGAACACGUACAUCUUGCACGGGAACUCGAUGAAGGGACAGGACAUCAUUGAGAACGCUGCUACAAUUCCUGAUUCGGUCAUUCUGGACCUUGUGAAUUCUUGCAAGUAUAACUCAUUCGAGAAAAUUCAAAGCAAAGUCAACGAUAUCAUAGCUGAUGGGUACCCGGCCAACCAAAUUCAUGAUUGGGUUAUGAGCAAGGAAGCUUUCGGUAUCUCGGCAAAGAGCAAGUCGAUCAUCUGCAAGGCCUUGGGAACAACCGACAUGAGGCUGACCGACGGGUCUGAUGUCACCCUCUCCCUGCUCCAUCUUGUUAGCGUGAUCAUGCAAGCCCUACAAACUUCUUGA
Guillardia theta CCMP2712 is the source of this 975-nucleotide messenger RNA. RefSeq names its product replication factor C, subunit RFC4. The transcript has 7 exons. Lineage: Eukaryota; Cryptophyceae; Pyrenomonadales; Geminigeraceae. The record is from RefSeq and is a predicted model, not a curated record. Gene Ontology annotation, cellular component: DNA replication factor C complex; nucleus. Gene Ontology annotation, biological process: DNA-templated DNA replication; DNA repair. Gene Ontology annotation, molecular function: DNA clamp loader activity; ATP binding; ATP hydrolysis activity. Bases 1 to 975 code for a protein of 324 amino acids.